Molecule: messenger RNA, 688 nt
Organism: Cuscuta campestris
Lineage: Eukaryota; Viridiplantae; Streptophyta; Magnoliopsida; Solanales; Convolvulaceae
Source: the annotation of a GenBank genome assembly
ACAUCUAUACCCCUUCAAUUAUGGAGAAAAAAUACCCAUGCUUGGAUACAAAUUAUAAUUGCGGUGAUCGUGAAUCUCUAAGUUUGGCAGCUGGUAGCUGGCAAAUCUAUUGCCAGGUCUGAUGGAGUGGACGUUGUUUUUGUGGCUUCGAUUGACCAAUGGGGCAUCACUACAAGAAUUGGACGGGUCUACAAUGGAUCUGCAGCAAAAGGGGUAUCCAACCCAACAAGGCCCAUUUAAUCACAUGAUUGAGACGUGCUCGCUCGGAUACAUCCAAUCGGACCCAGGAGCAGACCCAAUCAGAUUCUUACUCAGAUGUCCUCCAACGGCAGAGCCUGUGCACUCGGCCUCCACCGUCAGCAAACCACCGCGGGCUUACCACGAGCGUGGGAGCGUGUAUGCCCUGUCUAGUCAAUGGGCCCAUGAUGGGACGCCCGGAUACGAUUGUCUAUACAAUUGGUUGUAGCUACCAUAUUGUCUGUACGUUAGUUGUAGUCACCCUAUUUUGCAAUCAUAUUUCUUGUACUGUCAAUCAAAAGGCAUGACUCGUUGGGCCCCGCCCACUAGGUCGUAGACCAACGACUAGGAAAUCCAAACAUGGAAAAAUGCAUUGUAUAAAUACUCAUCCCCUAAAGGAGGAAAUACACGUUCUCAUUCACUACCAAUCUAAUAUACUUACUCUACUCUA